AUGGAAUCCCAUCUUCCUCAAGAGGGGUCGUCCACAGCCCCCCAAUCUUCUCACAACGUAGCUAAUGAGAAGCAACCCUCAAAGGGACCUUUCAAUGCAGAUCUAGCGUGGAUUCGGGAAACGCUCGAACAACUUGAACAGUUGAACAUAUCCAAGCCUCACGUAUUCCCUCCAUCUAGUCGAAACCCUCAGGGGACUUCAUACUACGAUUCCGUUGCGCUGGACGCCCCUAAUCCUCGUUUAAAGGAAGUCGAUGGCCAGAAGGAAGUAGACUAUCAGCAGUCGAAGCAGUACUGGGAGGAAUACAAUACACAUUUCGAACCGCGCGAGACAACCCUGGAAGAUACUCGGGAGUUAUUAUUCCGUUGUUUACGAUUGAAUGUGUUCGACAUCCGUCAAUAUGGCCUCACGAUGACGAGACACAAACUCAUUUCGGAAGAUUUCCGCAGCUUGUUACCAAGCCCUCUGUACCUAGAGUACUGGCAGGCUGAUGGGAUCUUUGGAUAUUCGGCUGGGAUCUUCCCCGACUACACAGAAUUCAUCGAAAAAUGCGAGCGUUACUCGGAAAGUCAAUAUAGACACACGUUAAUGGGCCAAUUGAUGCGGAGUUAA
This is a messenger RNA of Hypoxylon trugodes, 612 nucleotides long. RefSeq lists its product as uncharacterized. NCBI's taxonomy places the organism in Eukaryota, Fungi, Ascomycota, Sordariomycetes, Xylariales, Hypoxylaceae. Bases 1 to 612 code for a protein of 203 amino acids. The record is from RefSeq and is a predicted model, not a curated record. The transcript has 4 exons.